CAAGAUUUGUUUUAUUAACUAUUAAUAAAAUAUAAAUAUUAUUUGCAUUCGAUUGAUUUUAUAAGUAAUUGUUGAAACUCUGUACUUUAAUAAUUAAUUUAAUAUUUAAAUAAUUUGUAUUACUUAAUGUCUUUCGUAUGGUUGAAUCUUUUCAAUCUCUUGAAAAUAACCAACGUACGGUUGUAAAAAGAUGAAACGUUUAAAGAGCGAAUUAAUUAAUGCUACAAUUGAAUCAUAUUUAAAACGACGUCAUUAUCAGACUAGCGACGUUUUUUGUAAAAACAAUCAAGUAUAUUGUAGAACAAGUGAUGAAAUGACUCUGAAUGCAACUGCUGCUUCUGCCACAUCUCAAGAUAAUUCAAUUAUUUUUAGUGCCAUUAGUAUUGAUGUUGCUGCUGCAGAUCAAGCAUAUCAGCGAUUAAAGAUGUGGGUAAAUAUUGUACUCGAUGAUAAAUUAAAAAUGGAAUUAAAAGGGCUUCUAUACCCUGUAUUUUGUCACUUGUAUUUAGAGAUGCUACAUGCUGGUAACAGACAAGCAGCAAUUCAAUUUCUAAAAACACAUCAAAAUGAGUUCAAUAGUGAAACAGAGAAAGAUUUUUUAGAAGAACUAUCUAGUGUGUUUUCAGUACAAGAUAUUGAAUUAAGACCUUUAGUAAAUUCAUUUAGAACCAGAAAAUAUAAAGUGGAUAUGUCUGAUGUUGCUCAUUUAUGUCUUCAACAAUUUCUUUCAAAACAUGGACAUAUAAUAUUAAUGCAGAUAAUAAAUACUCAUGUAACAAUAAUUAAAAAAAUGAAUGUGCCUGAAACAGAUACAGAUGGUUGUGAAGAAACAGGUUUACGUUCUGAAGUAGGAAUUAAUGGAUAUAUAGAACAACCAUUAGGUACUGGAGCUGAUCGUGAAAUGAGAGAACUCCAAGAGGCUAUAAGAUUAAUCCGAAAUAAUGCUCAUCAACCUCUACGAAUAUUUGCAGUAAAUAAUGCUGUUGAAAAUGCGAGUAGUGGUAUAAUUCCACCGAAUAUGGAUAAAUUAGCAGUAGGAUUUAGUACUACAGAAAUUAGGUUAUGGGGUAUAAAUGAAACAGUAUUAAUUAAGCCAAAGUAUGAAGAACCUUCUUUCACAUUUGCCUCGAAUAUUCCAUUUUUACAUCAAUUUUAUGAAACAUCGAACAGAAUGACUCAAGGAGGGGCAGUGAUACUUAGAGGUCAUACAGACAUUGUACAUGAUUUAAGGUUUAUUCCAGAAUCUGAUAUAUUACUUUCUGUAUCUAGUGAUAAAGAUAUGAGGGCAUGGAGACUUAAUGAUUAUACAUGUGCAGCUAUUUAUAGUGGUCAUAAUUAUCCUAUAUGGUGUAUGGAUCUUAGUGUAUUCAAUUUAUAUGUAGCAACAGGAUCUCAUGAUAGAACUGCUAAAUUAUGGUCCUUAGAUAGGAUAUAUCCAUUACGUAUAUUUGCUGGUCAUUUUUUAGACAUAAAUUGUGUAAAAUUUCAUCCAAAUGCUCGAUAUUUAGCUACUGGAUCUGCUGAUAAGACUGUGAGAUUAUGGGAUAAAGAUGACGGAAAUUUAUUAAGAGUAUAUAUAGGUGCACAAUCAACAAUUUACAGUUUAGCUUUUAGUCCAGAUGGAAAAUAUUUGGCAGCUGCAGGUGAUGACAAAUCCAUUUUUGUUUGGGACUUAGCAACUAAUGCAUUGUUAACAGAACUUAAAGGCCAUGAAGACACAAUUAUGAAUUUAGAUUGGAGUUUUGAUAGCCAAUACAUUGCUAGUGGAAGUUUAGAUGGCACUAUUCGUUUAUGGCCUACACAUGAUCAUAUUAAAACUGUUAAUAGUAAUUCAUCAAAUCUAGUACCUGAAACGGAAUCACCACAAAUAUACUCAACUUAUUGUUCGAGUAUUCUCUCUUUACAUUAUUAUAAUAAAAAUAAUUCACUCGUGUGCAUUGGAACUGUGGAUAAUUUGUAAUAUAUUGAGGAAAUGAAGAAUAUUAAAUACGUAUAUUUGUAAAUAAUGCCUUUUAUUAUUUUUCUUUGUAAAUUAUUACAUUGAAUAAAUUUUUUUUUAAUA
This is a messenger RNA of Apis laboriosa (Himalayan honeybee), 2062 nucleotides long. It is a transcript of the gene wda, whose product is annotated as TAF5-like RNA polymerase II p300/CBP-associated factor-associated factor 65 kDa subunit 5L. Gene Ontology annotation, cellular component: transcription factor TFIID complex. The record is from RefSeq and is a predicted model, not a curated record. The transcript is spliced from 10 exons. Lineage: Eukaryota; Metazoa; Arthropoda; Insecta; Hymenoptera; Apidae. Gene Ontology annotation, biological process: transcription initiation at RNA polymerase II promoter. The coding region runs from base 191 to 1960 and encodes 589 amino acids. Gene Ontology annotation, molecular function: RNA polymerase II general transcription initiation factor activity; protein binding.